AUGUCUUCAGUAAAUUCUUCAUCCACUACAAGAGAUCGCCUCGCGAAACAACGGGGAAUUCCCACAAGAUGCAAUUGCGGUGAGGCAGUGAAUCGUUUCACUUCAAAAACAAUUCAAAAUCCGGGAAGAUUAUUUCAUUGUUGUCCUUUGGGAUCUCAAAAGGACAAAACCCACUUGUUCAAAUGGACUGACAAGUCAGUUGUUGAGGAGAUUGAAGACUUCCAAGACCUGUUUGACGUGUUACUCGUUGACAAUUCCGAGUUUCAGAAAUCAGUGAGAGCUGGUGAGGCCAUGAUGACACGCCAUGAGAGUAGAAUUCAAGAGAUGGAAGAUGCAAUGUGCCAUUGCGAAGAGAAGACCUUGGAAUGCAUUAGGGAACUUAGGGGCAUAAAAGCUUUGUUUGUGUGUUGUUUGGUGAUGGUCUUCUUGUACCAUAUCUAUGCAUGA
Molecule: messenger RNA, 447 nt
Organism: Brassica napus (rape)
Lineage: Eukaryota; Viridiplantae; Streptophyta; Magnoliopsida; Brassicales; Brassicaceae
Exons: 2
Coding region: 1-447 (148 amino acids)
Molecular function (GO): zinc ion binding
Source: RefSeq, a predicted model, not a curated record